AUGCUUCGCACAAGCCGCAGUGAUGGCUGGAAAUCUUGCAGCAAUGCGUUUAACCGCCAGAUCGGGAUAGUCAAGAAUUUUACGGCCAUCAUCUACAGAGAAAAUCUGUCGUUGAUUCUCAAAACUGAUAAUUCAGAGCUGGGGUAUUGUUUCGUUUGCCUCUCUAACACCAACUCUCUUGAUCGAGGCUGUGGCCACUUGAUGUGCAGUAAAUGUUUCGCUGACUACUGCAGUAGCAGGGUUCGUGGAGGCGACCUGCAGGGUCAUUGUUCGUACUUGAAAUGUGCAAAAUUGUAUUCUUUCGAAGCGGUUAAGUCUGGCAUUGAUGAAAACCUGACUUUUGAGCUUGACAUGGCAACUAUCCGUCACUAUGUGUCUUCAAAGCCUGAUAUAACUUGGUGUUCAGGUCUUCUCUGCUGCCUCUUCAAGCAUAGAAACUAG
This is a messenger RNA of Arabis nemorensis, 441 nucleotides long. The record is from the annotation of a GenBank genome assembly. NCBI's taxonomy places the organism in Eukaryota, Viridiplantae, Streptophyta, Magnoliopsida, Brassicales, Brassicaceae.